AUGGGCGUCACCACCAGCCAGCUCGGCGAGCUCGCCGCCAAGACCGCCGCCGCGCUCACCGCCUCCCAGCCUGACUAUGCCUCCCUCGCGGCGAGGAUUGCUGUGUCCAACCUGCCGCCAAGUGGAAAUAGUCUGUCUGGCGCUCAGAGGUAUGCUCCUUUUCGCUUUGUGGUGUGCAUUUCAUUAGCAAUUGAGAGAUCUGAUCUUCGUAUUCUGCUGGAGAUGGUCUCAAGCCAGGUGGUGAACAUGCUAAAGGUCGAUGUUGUGGAUAAAUGGGUUCCUCUACUGAAACCUAAUCGAGUCGGUGGAAUCCAGAACCGGCCGCAAGCCUGGAGCGGCGGCAACGGCGAUGAAGCGUUCCCGCCGGUGCGCUGUCCCUCCGACAGCGACGGCCCAACAACGUCCUACGACGAGGAGGACAGGGCUUGUCGGUGGUACGUAGCCACGAGCGGCCAGAUUCUUGAAAAUCAGGUGGCUCAAGGUCUAGGAAUGGAGAAGGGGCUGAGAGGUGGAAGUCCAAUGUGGAAGAUGACAUCUGACAAAGUGAUGCUGCUGCUGUUUGAGACGCCCUCUGGAUUUGCACUUUUCAAUUUUUUUGCGACGCUCAUUGAACAACCAAAUGCCCUGGAGAAAAUAUGGACUAACUUCACCAAGAUUGAGAAGGCCAAGAAAGUUGUUUGGUUGAGACAGUUUCAAACUAUUGAGGACAGUUCUAGCGCCAUUAAUCAAAGCACUGGUGUUAAUGGAGUUCUUACUGAGAUGAUCAUGAAGUAUCACUGCCCUGGGCAGAAAAUGGCUGUUGGAGAGCUUGGAUAUAAAAAAAUUAUUGAAGAAAGAUUGAAAAUAGCCUGCGUGUAUGACACAACUGUGAUGGAGUUAAUGUGGGGCAUACAGAUUCGUAUGAGACAAUUGGUGCCUAGAGAAAAGGCGUAUCUGCAUGAAUCUCAACUGCUCCCAAUGAGUCAAGGACUACAAAAUGUCUUGAGUCGUUAUGAUUUUAAUUACUUCAACCCGGACAUGCUCAACGAGAGAAUUCUUAUUAUGGCUUAUGCCUUGUUUGAGUGUGACUCAAUUGAGAACGAGAAGUCUGGAGACUUGCACCAUGCAGCUUCUGUCAUUAAAGAUGUGUUUGGCAUCGACACUGAUGCUUGGGACUUACUAAAAGUUGCAACAGCUGUGAAGAGGAUAUGGUGCCCUAAAGAAGCUAGCAAUUCUUGUGAGUUUUCAGAACAUGAGGUAAAGAGAGAAGCACAAGCUCAUAGCUUGAUGAACGUGAACCUCGAGGUCAGGAUUCUUCGUUCUAGACCCGCGAAGAAGCCACCUGCCGACUCAGUGGAUACUCUAGUGAAACCAACUACUAAAAGAAUAAGAAGGAAAAGACCCACAGAGAGACGUCCUGAUGACGAUGAGUUGUCAAAAAUUCGUAAGCAAAUUAAAUACUUUUUCAAUCGGAUAAGCUAUCAUCAGACUUUUGUUGAAGCAUAUACACGUAAAGGCUGGAAAAAUCAAAGUGUGGAAAAGAUAAGGCCCGAGAAGGAUCUUGAACGGGCCAAGAAGGAUAUCAUGCGGUACAAAUUAAAAAUACGAGAAGCUUUCCAGAAUCUGGAUCAUCUUCUAACUGUGGGGAAGCCCGAGGAAUGUUUGCUUGAUUCUGAAGGAAAUAUGUCUUCAAAUGAUAUUGUUUGUGCCACUUGUAGUUUAAAAGAAGAUACAUUGGAUAAUGACAUCAUUCUCUGUGAUGGAGCCUGCAAAAGAGGGUUCCACCAGAAUUGUCUAAACCCUCCUUUACUGACUAAAGAUAUCCCCGAGGGAGAGGAAAAAUGGCAUUGCCCUGCAUGUGUUUGCAAGAUAGACUGUAUAGAAUCAAUAAAUAAAUUCCGAGGGACAUCAGAUCUUUCAAUUAGUGACUCUUGGCAGAAAGUUUUUCCUGAGGCUGCUGCCAUGGCACACGGGUCUAUGCAAAGUGAUGUACCUGAUCUUCCAUCGGACGAUUCAGAAGAUGAUGACUUCGACCCCAAUAUAUCCGAAGAACAUGUGGCUUGUCAUGUGGAAGGAUCAUCAGAAGAGGAUGGGGAUGAAGGUUCAUACUCUGAUGACUCCAAUUCCAUCACCUCUUCUGACAGUUUAGAACAUCUGAAGGAGGGAGAGAAAGUUGAUGACCUUCGAUUACCUUCUGAUGACUCGGAGGACGAUGACUAUGAUCCAGCAGGGCCAGAUUCUGAUGAAGAUAUGAAAGAGAAGCAAGAUGAGUCAGACUUCACAUCGGACUCUGAUGAUUUCUGUGCUGACAUUGCGAAGUCUUGUCAUAUGGAGGAAGUUUCGUCUGGUCGUAAGGCUGGAGAUCAUACUAAUGACUUGGAAGGGGCCCCUGUUGGACCUAACACAUCAAUGUCACAUCUCACAACCAAGGACAUUGAGAUCGACCAGGAUGCGAUUUUACCAUCAAGGAGACGGCAGGUUAAACCAUUGGACUACAAAAAACUUUAUGAUGAUGCUUAUGGGGAAGCACUAUCUGAUUCAAGCGAUGGUGAAGACUGGUCUGGGAAGAGCACACUCAAAGAACACAGUGAAGAAGAAAUUGAAGUGGAUUCAUUUCGAGACAGCACAUUCAGUCUCCGGAAAGCGAAAAACUCUACGCUGUAA
Messenger RNA from Triticum dicoccoides, 2643 nucleotides. Its product is annotated as homeobox protein HOX1A-like. Gene Ontology annotation, biological process: negative regulation of gene expression, epigenetic. Lineage: Eukaryota; Viridiplantae; Streptophyta; Magnoliopsida; Poales; Poaceae. The transcript has 19 exons. The record is from RefSeq and is a predicted model, not a curated record. Gene Ontology annotation, molecular function: chromatin binding; DNA binding. Bases 1 to 2643 code for a protein of 880 amino acids. Gene Ontology annotation, cellular component: nucleus.